AUCGUAAACAACCGAAGAUCUUCGGACCCAACCUGACUUUAUCGUGCUCCGAAUCGCCAGAUUAUCGCGGUUUCAUUCUACUUUUGUUAGAUCCAGUUCAGAUAUUUGCUGUGUGUGCAGGUCAUUCGCUGAACCUCCUCUUCUCUCCCCUCAUACCUGAUGCCGCAGUCGCUCAAAUCGAUCCGUGAGCUGGCAGACGACUGGCUCGCCCUCGACCAGAAUGAAAACACCCGCAAGCAAAUCACAGAUCUCCUGGCAGCUGGCAACGUAGCCGAGCUCGAUCGCCGGCUAAGGACACGCAUUCAGUUCGGCACCGCCGGUCUACGCGCAAAGCUCGAGGCCGGCUUCUCGCGCAUGAACGAGCUCACUGUGCUGCAAGCUUCACAGGGCCUAUCCGUCUACGUCGCUGGUGCGGUGCCGGACGCGCUCAAGCGCGGCAUCGUCAUCGGCUACGACCACCGACACGAGAGCGCCGAGUUUGCGCGUCUGACCGCCUGCGCCUUCCUUCACAAAGGGUUUGUCGUGCAUUUCCUCGAUAAGCUCGUGCAUACGCCUCUUGUGCCUUUUGCGGUCGACCGUCUGCACGCAGCCUGCGGUGUCAUGGUCACGGCUUCGCACAACCCCGCGUCGGCAAACGGAUACAAGGUGUACUGGUCGAACGGAUGCCAGAUUGUGAAGCCACGCGACAAGGGCAUUGCUGCCGCCAUCGACGACAAUCUCGAGCCCUGGAUCUGGGAUAAGACGCUGGUCGACAAAUCACCGCUCGUCAACCGUCCGCUGACCGAGAUCGCGGAUCAGUACUAUGCGCAGCUCGCCGUCCUGGCCGGCGACACAAAGAUCAACUCUAUGAUGCGAUUCAUGUACACGCCUAUGCACGGCGUCGGCGGACCGUAUGCUGAGCGUGCGGCCGCGUUGCUUGGCGCGGUGCCGGACAAGAAUAUGUUUGUGGUGCCGGAACAGGCUGAGCCAGAUCCCGAUUUCCCUACCGUGGAGUUCCCAAACCCAGAAGAGAAGGGCGCGUUGAAGCUGGCGAUGGCGUCGUCGGACAAGAUCGAUAUCUCGCUCGUGGUUGCGAACGAUCCGGACGCGGACCGGUUUAGUGCCGCGGUCAAGGGCGCGGAUGGAAAGUGGAUGCAGUUGACGGGCAACGAGCUCGGUAUUUUGUUUGCGUAUUUCCUGUUCAGCACUAUGGAUACAACAAAGUUUGAACUGUCAAAGCUGGCGAUGCUGAACUCGACCGCGUCGUCUCAGAUCUUGAGAUCGUUUGCAGAGACGGAAGGGUUUUACUACGAGGAAACACUGACGGGCUUCAAGUGGCUCGGAAACCGCGCGAUCGAGCUCGAGGCGCAGGGGUAUAACGUCGUUUUUGCGUUUGAGGAGGCGAUCGGGUACAUGUUUCCCGGGAUCCACGACAAGGACGGGAUCGGCGCGAUGAUGAUGUUUUUGAAGCUGCUGCGCUGGAUCGAAGACACGGUGUCGGGCACAAAGAUGACGCGCGCGCAGGGGAUAAUUAUUGUGCUCGAGCAGAUUUACAAAAAGUACGGGUACUUUGAGAACAAGAACAGUUAUUACGUGGCGCUCGAUCCGCGCGUGACAGAUUCGGUGUUUAACUACAUCCGCACCAAGAGCGACGGUGCAGCAGCGGCCGAACCGAGCGGGAACAACGAGUACCGGUACCCGAGCAGAGUAGGCACGCGACAGGUGACCUACUGGCGCGACCUGACGCUAGGCUACGACUCGUCUACACCCGACCAUGUCCCCGUGCUGCCGGUGAGCAAGUCAUCCGAGAUGAUUACAUUCGCGCUGGACUCGGCGGUGCGGGUGACGAUCCGCGGCAGCGGGACCGAGCCAAAGCUGAAGGUGUACAUUGAGGCCAAGUCGACGGUGAGCAGGGAGGCCAGCAGACAGAUCGCAGACGAGGUGUGGGAUGAUUUAGAGCGCGAAUGGUUCAGACCCGGGGAGACGGGGUUGCUGCGGCCGUAGAGAUAAGAUAUACAGGAUCGGCUGUCGUAGGGUUUGUGAUUAAUAAUCGUAAGGGUAAUGAUUAGAUAAUCAAGAUUUAUUUUUACUUUAAAGUUUUUUAGGUUUAUGUGACACUCAG
This is a messenger RNA of Myxozyma melibiosi, 2101 nucleotides long. RefSeq lists its product as uncharacterized. Bases 160 to 1983 code for a protein of 607 amino acids. The transcript is spliced from 2 exons. Gene Ontology annotation, molecular function: magnesium ion binding; phosphopentomutase activity. Gene Ontology annotation, biological process: purine ribonucleoside salvage; carbohydrate metabolic process. The record is from RefSeq and is a predicted model, not a curated record. NCBI's taxonomy places the organism in Eukaryota, Fungi, Ascomycota, Lipomycetes, Lipomycetales, Lipomycetaceae. Gene Ontology annotation, cellular component: nucleus.